UCGAAUCAGUUCAGUUUUCUGUGCAAACGCAUCGUUGACAGAAUGAAAAGUGUUACAGUGAUAGCUAUAGCAUUUUGCAUGGCCGCUGUGGCUCUGGAAUCAGUACGAGCUGUUCCAACAUUGCAACGUGGUUUUGAUGGUGGUGUUUUUUACAUUGAAAUAGAUCAGAAUUACAAUUGGUUUGAGGCAGCACACGAAUGCGCUCGAAAGGGACUGCAACUUCUUGAAAUACCCGACGGUAACAAGAAUGCCGUUGUAGUCGAUGCACUGAAGUCAUACGUUGGAAACCCCAGGGAUUUUUGGUUAGGAGCUAAUGAUGAAUAUAACAGAGUCAAGGACCCAAAUCGUCCAUUCUACUGGUCAUCGAAGGGUGGUCGUGUUAACUACUCUAAUUUUGCUAAAGGAGAACCAAAAAAUAUGAACAGUAAUGAACAUUGCUUGCACCUUUUGGCUAAUGCAGCUGGGUUCCAAUGGAACGACAAGGACUGUGCUGCUAAACAUGGAUUUAUUUGCGAAGCAAAGGCAUAAAUUGGAAUUUGCUCUCACAAUUGCUUGCAAAAAUUUCAAAGUAAAUAAAAUAUAAGAGAAGUAUUAUUGAAAUAAUUAAAAAACAUUGUAAUUCUGCAUUCAAAAAAA
This is a messenger RNA of Musca domestica (house fly), 636 nucleotides long. Its product is annotated as lectin subunit alpha. Gene Ontology annotation, cellular component: external side of plasma membrane. Gene Ontology annotation, molecular function: carbohydrate binding. Gene Ontology annotation, biological process: biological process involved in interspecies interaction between organisms. The transcript is spliced from 3 exons. The coding region runs from base 43 to 528 and encodes 161 amino acids. The record is from RefSeq and is a predicted model, not a curated record. Lineage: Eukaryota; Metazoa; Arthropoda; Insecta; Diptera; Muscidae.